Centropristis striata (black sea bass) is the source of this 5038-nucleotide messenger RNA. RefSeq lists its product as uncharacterized. The transcript has 23 exons. Lineage: Eukaryota; Metazoa; Chordata; Actinopteri; Perciformes; Serranidae. The coding region runs from base 390 to 4676 and encodes 1428 amino acids. Gene Ontology annotation, molecular function: protein binding. The record is from RefSeq and is a predicted model, not a curated record.
ACGGACAAUACACCUGACUACGUGCCGACAUUACGCGAACAGUAGGGUAUUAUACGGACCAUGCCAAAGUCCGUAUAAAUCAAACAGUGUAUUCUCACUCAGUAGCAUCUAAAUAACAUAUCCUCUCUUUUAUUUUGAUAGUCCGUCUUAACCGUUUGACCUGACUUUGAGUGUAUCCCAGUGUAUAGUCCAGCACGCCAUGCGGACAGGGAGGUAUUGCAGUUUUUUACACAUUUCUGAUACACACGGCGAAUUUUGGCGGGCUGCGUUGUGAUUGGCUGCUUUACGCACAUGCUACGUGACGUCAUUCCAAGCUCCGUCAACGCGACACGCCCCCUUUUAAAGAGCUGCAGGAUGCCGUGAUCGGAGGAUUAAAAGCACAGGAAAACAUGCAAAGGCGAAGACGCAUUAAUCCCACGGACGAUGCAAAAUUUUAUGCGAGUGCUGGAAGGGACAAAGUGGGACUUGACAUCAGAUACAUCAGUGCCUUUAAAGGUCGUGGUAUCUUCACCUCCACUCCAUUUGAAAAAGGAGAUUUUCUGUUGGAAUAUAGAGGGGAACUAAUAAGUAGGCAAGAAUGUGAGAGCAGACAGAGACUUUACCAUGACAGCCUGAAGGUGUUCAUGUUUGAGUUCCGUUUUAAUGGAAAACUGUGGUGUGUUGACGCAGCAAAAGAGGAUGGGUCACUUGGAAGGCUUGUAAAUGAUGACCAUUUAAAUCCCAAUGCCAAGAUGAAGUACUUGACAGUGGAAGGGAAGCCCCAUCUGUGUUUGUUUGCAACACAUGACAUAAGUCCAGGAGAGGAGAUCACCUAUAAUUAUGGUGAAUCAGACUGGCCAUGGAGAUGCAAGACACUUAAAGAAACAUCUAUGGAGGGGCAUCAGGAUGAGGUGUCCAUAUCGGAGCCCACUACAGGUACUCAAAAGGCAUCAACUAGUCGGAGGCGAAAAAAGGCAUCUAUGGCUGCAUCAACUGGUCAACUGGUUAAAAGCUUUGAUCAGAAUCCUGAUGAGGAAAUACCUCAGGAAAAUUCUGAGACUACAAUUUUGACACCCCUAACUGAAGAUUUUGAAGAGCCAUUGGCUGAGAGCAGUCGGAUCCAGAUAGUUGAAGACCAGAUUCAGACAAGUCCAGGUCCUGGUCCACUCAGCGGGCAUGGAAAGAAUCCUAAUGAGGAAAUACCUCAGGAAAAUUCUGAGACUACAAUUUUGGCAUCCUCAUCUGAAGAUUUUGAAGAGCUAAUGGCUGAGAGCAGUCGGAUCCAGAUAGGUGAAGACCAGAUUCAGACAAGUCCAGGUCCUGGUCCACUCAGCGGGCAUGGAAAGAAUCCUAAUGAGGAAAUACCUCAGGAAAAUUCUGAGACUACAAUUUUGGCAUCCUCAUCUGAAGAUUUUGAAGAGCUAAUGGCUGAGAGCAGUCGGAUCCAGAUAGUUGAAGACCAGAUUCAGACAAGUCCAGGUCCUGGUCCACUCAGCGGGCAUGGAAAGAAUCCUGAUGAGGAAAUACCUCAGGAAAAUUCUGAGACUACAAUUUUGAUACCCCUAACUGAAGAUUUUGAAGAGCUAAUGGCUGAGAGCAGUCGGAUCCAGAUAGGUGAAGACCAGAUUCAGACAAGUCCAGGUCCUGGUCCACUCAGCGGGCAUGGAAAGAAUCCUAAUGAGGAAAUACCUCAGGAAAAUUCUGAGACUACAAUUUUGGCAUCCUCAUCUGAAGAUUUUGAAGAGCUAAUGGCUGAGAGCAGUCGGAUCCAGAUAGGUGAAGACCAGAUUCAGACAAGUCCAGGUCCUGGUCCACUCAGCGGGCAUGGAAAGAAUCCUGAUGAGGAAAUACCUCAGGAAAAUUCUGAGACUACAAUUUUGACACCCCUAACUGAAGAUUUUGAAGAGCUAAUGGCUGAGAGCAGUCGGAUCCAGAUAGGUGAAGACCAGAUUCAGACAAGUCCAGGUCCUGGUCCACUCAGCGGGCAUGGAAAGUGUCAAAAUCACCGCCUUGUGUGCGCAACAGUAUCCUCCUUGGACAAAUGCCUUCAGUGUGUGGGACCUGUAGCCUCCUUAAAGUGGCUUGGCUAUAAGUGCAAAGUUUGUUCAGGUGUCUGGCAUAAAACCUGUUUCAGACGAAUUAUAAAUGAAAACCUCCCCCACCAAUCACAGGAGCAACAGCUUUCAAAAUGUUCAGAGGAUGAACUGCUGUCAGAUGAGGAUAGCAUACCACAUUCCAAUGUGGAUCCAAUAUCUGAUGAUGAUCAGGAUCAUUCUGAUGUGGAUUACGUACCAGACUCAGAGUUUCAAGAUGAUGAUGAAGAUUCAGACACAAGUAUACCUUUCAUGCCUAUUCGGUCUAACGGUGGACAGAUUCAGGUAAAACCAGUAAUACCUGAUGCUGGGACAUCUUAUGGGUCAGACACAGGCAUCCCAGUUGUGCCCAGUACAUCAAAAGGUCAAAUGCCCCUUAAAGAAACAUCAGGCUCUGCAAAUUCUAUGAAAACCUUGCCGAAGAAGAAGAAAAAGCUAGAUGAUCAAGCAGAGCCUCACAACCAAGAAUCAACACAUUUGACUAUGAGUACUAAAAAUUACUGUUACAUUUGUGGUCAACCACAAAGCAAAAUUUCUCGCCACUUGAAGACACACACUACACAUGCAGAAGUUGUACAUGUUUUUUCCCUGCCUUACCACUCAAAGGAGCGUAAAAUAUUGUUAGAAAAAAUGAGGAAUAAGGGAAACUUUAGACAUAAUACUGCUGUUUUACAAGGUGGAACAGGCCCGCUGAAAGUAAAGAGAAAACCAAAGGCUAAAGCAGUGGCAGGAAAGUUUGUUCACUGUAUGUACUGUCAAGGGAUGUACCUCCGGAAAGAGCUUUGGAGACAUGCCCGCAGAUGCCCCUGCAAGCCAGAAGAUGGAGAUUUGGAAAAAGAACCUGGGAGGACCAAAGUACUGGGUUUGGCUGUCGCUCAAGAGUCUGCAUCUUGUCACCAGAUCUCAGCUGGAGUUUGGAAGCUCCUUAGUGCCAUGAAACAGGAUGAGGUUGCCUCAGCUGUGAGAAAUGACCUCUCUAUUAUUCAGUUUGCCCAGUCACUCUACAACAGACAUGGACAAGACCCUACAAAGUAUGAAUACAUGCGACAGAAGCUUCGUGAAGUGGGGCGUUUGUUGUUAUGUCUGCGCACAGACUUCUCAGUACAUAACCUGGAGGAGGCUGUUAAACCUGCUAACUUCCAGAGGGUUGUGCAAGCUGUAAAGAAAGUUUCUGGUUUUGAUGAAGAAAAACACUCAUAUGGAACACCAAGCCUUGCAUUGAAAUUGGGGCACACAUUGCACAAAGUUUGUGACAUUAUCCACUGUAGGGCCCUCAUGGCAGAACAUGAAGAACUGAUCAAGUCCACUGACACAUUCAAGAAGUUGUACUCCUCCAAGUGGUCUGAGAUGGUGUCUCACAGUGCCUUGAACACACUGAGUGAUGCAAAGUACAACAAGCCAUCAACUUUACCCUUCACUGAGGAUGUUCGCAUUCUUCACCAGUACCUUGAGAAAUCUGCAGAAAGUGCCUUUUGCAACUUAAAGGAGAAGGCCACGACUCAGAACUAUGCACAACUUGCAAAAGUUACACUUGCACAAAUCAUUGUGUUCAAUCGAAGACGAGCUGGGGAGGUUUCAAAAAUGCGCCUCAAAAGUUUCCAUGAAAGAGACAACACAAAGCUCCAUGAAGAUGUUGCCAUGGGUUUGUCAAAGACUGAACAGAAGCUUUACAACUAUUUCAGCCGAAUCGAAAUCAUGGGGAAAAGGGGCAGAAAGGUUGCAGUUCUGCUAACACCAAGGAUGGUGGAUGCUCUCUCACUACUGACCAGUCAAAGGACUGAGUGUGGUGUUUGUGCCACAAAUAUCUUCCUGUUUGCAAGACCUAAAUCAAUGACCCAUUACAGAGGGCAGGACUGUUUGCGUGUUCAUGCAAGCCAGUGUGGAGCAAAGCACCCUGAGCAUCUCAGGUCGACACAACUAAGGAAACAUGUUGCAACACUCUCUCAGGUCCUUAAUUUGAAAAACAAUGAACUUGAUCAGGUCGCAGAUUUCCUGGGACACGACAUCCGUGUUCACCGCGACUUCUACAGAUUACCAGUUCCCACAACACAGCUGGCCAAGAUUUCUAAACUGCUUUUAUCAAUGGAGAAAGGACAUCUUUCCAGCAUGCAGGGAAAAUCCCUGGAUGAGAUUGAAAUAGAAGGUGAAAUCGCAUUAAGUGACACUGAGGCCAAAGACAGUGACAGUGAAUCUGAUGGCAGUGGCACAGAAUUCACAGAGUGUGACACUAGUGAGGCUGUGGAUGCUGCAACCGACUCUACAGCUACGGAGCAGGUCCAUGAUGCUGCAGAUUUAGAAGCAGUGUCAUCAGUGACGUCCACAGUGAAUGAGACUGCCCCUCUCUCUGAAAGACAAGAUGCUGGUCAAGACCAUGAGUCCAGAAGAGUGCCAAAGAAAGUGUGGUCUAAGCCUGAGGUUGCUGCAGUUAUGCGGCAUUUCAGAGGUCACAUUUGUAAAGGAAAACUGGCCACCAAAAAUGAAUGUAGUCAUUGCAAGCUGGUAGAAGGCCCUGCAUUAGCACAAAGAACAGUGCAAAAUAUAAGGGACUUUGUCAGAAACAGAGGAAUAGCUGCAAAGAGACAGUCACAGAAAGAGAAGCUAUAAAUCCACAGGGUUCACAGUUGUUCAGUAUGUUAUGGUUAUGUUGAUACCCUGAUAUAUUCAAUAAUGCCACCUGUUAAACAUGGGUCGUUAUAAAUAAGAGAAUAUUUUAGCAUAAAGCUUUUUUUUUUUUGGAGUUGUGGCUCUUGUGUGGCAGGCUGCUAGUUGCCUGUGGGUUUGGUUUUUGUUGACAAAGUGACUAACUAUGUGUGAGGUAUGUUUUUGUUAAGUGCUCUGACACUUUUUUAUUUUCACACAGUGAUGUUUAUUUCACUAUUUGAUAUGUUGAUACGAUAUACAUAUAUAUAUGGGCAGUAUUCUUACUUAAGAGCAGUUUAUUGAUAAUAAAAUGACUGUCCUGUUAA